Messenger RNA from Kwoniella botswanensis, 510 nucleotides. RefSeq lists its product as uncharacterized. Lineage: Eukaryota; Fungi; Basidiomycota; Tremellomycetes; Tremellales; Cryptococcaceae. The record is from RefSeq and is a predicted model, not a curated record. The coding region runs from base 1 to 510 and encodes 169 amino acids. The transcript has 3 exons.
AUGUCGAGUACUCAUCAAUCUACAUCUACUUCUAUCGACAAUUCGGUAAACAAAUCAUCUCAACCAGAUGAUGACUCCAUCACUGUGAGAAGAAACUCAACAGUACCCACUGCUGCUAACACCAAAAAACCUGGAAGUUCAAUGAGUAGUAAAGGAUCAAAGCGAAAAGCCGAUGAAGAGAUCCCUAAUACCACUUCUUCUGAGAUCAUGGCACCCAGAAGGUCCCGACGAGGCGACACGGCAGCGGAGUUAUUCCAAUUGGAAUUCGAUGACGAGGAUAAUGAUGAUAAACCUAUGAUGGCAGCUCAAUCCAGAUUGGAAUCAAGGUCUCAAGAUGAAGCGGGUAUGACACAAAACGAAGUUGAUGUAUCGAAGGAGAGUGUCACGAGUCAUACUGAAAGGGGAAGCGGAAGUAUCAAGAAGAAGAGAGGUAGACCACCCCUGAGUGAGAAGGCGAAGAAAGAAAGGGAACGUGAUAGGCGAACGCGAGAUUUGUUCAUCAGGAAAUGA